Molecule: messenger RNA, 2132 nt
Organism: Phyllopteryx taeniolatus (common seadragon)
Lineage: Eukaryota; Metazoa; Chordata; Actinopteri; Syngnathiformes; Syngnathidae
Gene: sqlea
Product: squalene epoxidase a
Exons: 11
Coding region: 151-1815 (554 amino acids)
Biological process (GO): sterol biosynthetic process; cholesterol metabolic process
Cellular component (GO): endoplasmic reticulum; membrane
Molecular function (GO): flavin adenine dinucleotide binding; squalene monooxygenase activity
Source: RefSeq, a predicted model, not a curated record
AUUAACGUGAGUUUAAAAAAAAAAAAAAAAGUGACAUUUUGCGUUGUGGAGCACCCCGAUUGAACACUGAAGAUUAAUUCGGUCAAAAUAUUUUUUCAAUUUGUUUCUUAUAUAUAUAUAUAUAUAUAUAUAUUUGUUUAAAUCUCCGCGAUGUGGACUUUUUUGGGACUGGCCAGCUUCACGUAUCUGUACAAAAAAUCCGGAGCGGCUUGGACAUUGGCUCAGAGGGAACUUUUAACAGCUCUCGUCUUAUUUCUGUCAGCGGGGCUGCUGCUGUCUUAUUUCCGAUAUUUCCACGGCCGCAAGCUCAGCUCGGCCGCUCAGGUGUUCCGCUCCGCUCUGAGCCUCUUGGCCCUCUUGCCUCUCAUCCACCAUCUCAUCCCUCAAAGUCCACCAAAGAGGAGUCGGAAUGCAGACAGCACGUGUCGAAAGAGGUUACGAAGAAGGAAACAAGCGGAUAGCGGAUCUUCCACCUCCACCUCACAAGGUGGCUGCUCCACGGGGCUCGGGGCAGAUGUCGAGCCAGAUGUGGCGAUAGUGGGGGCCGGCGUCCUGGGCUCGGCAAUGGCGGCCGUCCUGGCGCGGGAUGGUCGGAGGGUGACGGUGGUGGAGAGGGACCUGAAGGAGCCUGACAGGAUAGUGGGGGAGCUGCUGCAGCCUGGAGGCUACAGAGCGCUCAAAGAGCUGGGCCUGGAAGGCUCUGUGGAGGGUCUCGACGCCCAUCUGGUGAACGGUUACGUGAUCCAUGACAUGGAGAGCAGCUCAGAGGUGGAGAUCCCCUACCCUCAGGCCGAGGAGAACGUCCAAUGCGGACGUGCUUUCCAUCAUGGCCGAUUCAUCAUGGGUCUGCGCAGGGCUGCCCAAGCGGAGCCCAAUGCCACAUUUAUAGAAGGCAACGUCACCAGCUUGGAGGAGGAGGAUGGCUGUGUAACCGGAAUUCAAUACAAGGACAAACACACCGGGGACGUGAAGGAAGUGCACGCUGCCUUGACAGUGGUGGCUGACGGCUGUUUCUCCAAAUUCAGGAAGAGUCUGGUCUCCGGGAAAGCGCACGUUUCUUCUCACUUUGUUGGAUGCCUCAUGAAGGACUGCCCCCAGUUUAAAGCUAACCAUGCAGAAUUGGUGCUGGCCAACCCGAGCCCCGUGCUCAUCUAUCAGAUCUCCUCCAGCCACACCAGAGUGCUUGUGGACAUAAGAGGGGAGAUGCCACGUGACCUUCCGCAGUAUUUGGCAGAGAAAAUAUACCCUCAGCUGCCAGCGCAUUUAAAGGAACCUUUCAUGGAGGCGCUGCAGAACGAUCGUGUCAGGUCCAUGCCCGCCAGCUUCCUCCCUCCCUCUCCCGUCAACAAGUCAGGCGUGUUGCUCCUGGGUGACGCUUACAACAUGAGGCACCCUCUGACUGGAGGAGGGAUGAGCGUCGCGCUCAAUGACGUCCGCAUCUGGAGGAGCCUGUUGCGCGACAUUCCCGACCUGUGCGACGACACAGCCCUGCUGCGGGCAAAGAAAAGAUUUCACUGGGAGCGCAAGUCAUCACAUUCUUUUGUGGUGAACGUGUUGGCCCAGGCCCUGUACGAGCUGUUUGCAGCCACAGACGAGUCACUGCAUGAGCUGAGGAAAGCCUGCUUUCACUACUUCAGACUUGGAGGAGAGUGCAUCGCUGGACCAAUUGGACUCCUCUCAGUGUAUAAUAUUACACCAUAUUUUGUCACCCAAACCAAUGAUCCUCAUUGGACACUUCUUUGCUGUGGCCUUGUACGCCAUCUACUUCAACUUCAAGUCCGAGUCUUGGCGCACCAAACACAGAGCUUUAUUUAAAAGUGGAGCAAUCGUCUUCCGGGCCUGCACGGUCAUGUUUCCCCUCAUCUACUCUGAGCUCAAGUACCUGGUGUACUGAACCGUGGGUGCACAGGGACCAAGACCAAACGUCAACAUCGAGCAAGACAUUAUUUUUGUCACGCCUUCAGCAUCAGCAAACAGUGAAUUUUGCACCUGAUGACUUUGCCUUAACAACUACAGUACUUAUAUUCAUGUGGAGAAUCCCACUGUUUGCUGUACAUCCAUUUUCAAGUCAUGAACCAGCCAAUGGACAAAAAACUUACCCCGCCCCCCCCCCCCCCCCCCUAAAAUUAAAC